Arachis duranensis is the source of this 516-nucleotide messenger RNA. RefSeq lists its product as uncharacterized. NCBI's taxonomy places the organism in Eukaryota, Viridiplantae, Streptophyta, Magnoliopsida, Fabales, Fabaceae. The coding region runs from base 1 to 516 and encodes 171 amino acids. The transcript has 3 exons. The record is from RefSeq and is a predicted model, not a curated record.
AUGAAAACGGAGGAUUUCUCAUCAUGCUGUGCAGGCACAACAUUCACUAACAAAAUGUCUUUGGCCUCUCCAUUCUCUUCAUUGGAACAUGCAAUUACGGUUGCCAGAGACAUAUGGUCCCGUAAGUGGAAUGUUAGGUCUUGGUUGGAGGCUUUAUCGGGUCGAUCUUGUUCUAAUGAAUACUUGGAAACGGCGAACGAAGCUACUGUGCAGGAACUUCAUGAAUGGGGAUUAAGCUACGAGGAGAAAUUUGGAUAUGUUUUUGUGACAUUUGUAGCUAUGUUAGCUGAAUAUUCAGGCAAAAUAGUUGCUGACACUCUAGAUGGAGCAGACACUGAUUCAGAAGAAGAUUUAGAUGCUAUCUCCUCCGGCGGAUAUGACAUCUCCAGGGAUGUUGAGCUUAAUAGGGUUCUAGAAGAAGACAAUAAAACUUUAAACACCCAACAUAGAGAAGAUGCUGUGCAUGCUACAAAAAAGGGGUUUCGAUCUGAACAUGAAGCCAUGGGUUGGAGAUGA